Messenger RNA from Poecile atricapillus (Black-capped chickadee), 419 nucleotides. Its product is annotated as cytochrome c1, heme protein, mitochondrial. The transcript has 2 exons. Gene Ontology annotation, molecular function: heme binding; electron transfer activity. NCBI's taxonomy places the organism in Eukaryota, Metazoa, Chordata, Aves, Passeriformes, Paridae. Gene Ontology annotation, biological process: mitochondrial electron transport, ubiquinol to cytochrome c. The record is from RefSeq and is a predicted model, not a curated record. Bases 28 to 276 code for a protein of 82 amino acids.
CCCUGCCCCCCAGGGACCCCCGCCACCAUGUCCCAGAUCGCCAAGGACGUUUGCACCUUCCUGCGCUGGGCGGCCGAGCCCGAGCACGACCACCGCAAACGGAUGGGCCUCAAGAUGCUGCUGCUGUCGGGGCUGCUGGUGCCCCUCCUGUAUUACCUGAAGCGCCACAAGUGGUCGGUGCUCAAGAGCAGGAAAAUGAUUUAUCGGCCCCCCCAAGUAACGCCUGGGGGGGCCCCCCCCGAGUUCCCGGCCCCCCAAAACCGGGGGAGGGGCUGAGGGACCCCCCCGGGGGGGGGCAUUGGGGGGGUCCUCACCCCUCCCCACCCCCCUCCUCCUGUUCCAGCCCGGCCCCGGCCCCCGCGGGGGCUGCGGGGAUGGGAAUCAAACGGGGGGGGAAUAAAAUGUGGGGUCCCACAGGA